This is a messenger RNA of Thyridium curvatum, 924 nucleotides long. RefSeq lists its product as uncharacterized. The transcript has 2 exons. NCBI's taxonomy places the organism in Eukaryota, Fungi, Ascomycota, Sordariomycetes, Thyridiales, Thyridiaceae. Gene Ontology annotation, cellular component: cytoplasm; mitochondrion. The record is from RefSeq and is a predicted model, not a curated record. Bases 1 to 924 code for a protein of 307 amino acids.
AUGCCAUGGCCUGGUAAAUCCCCGGGCUCCUCCCCGUCCGGGGAGCAGUCACCCCCAGCUACCGCCACCAGCACCUCCAGCGUCGACUCGCCACCGCCGCCGCCGCCGCCGCCGCCGUCACCAGGCAAGAAGCCCCGGUCGUGGAACGACUCGCUCAACGCGACCGACUGGCAGCACUUCAAGGAGCCGCGCAACUGGGUGCCGACGCUGCUGCUCACGGCCACGGUGCUGGGCAGCCUGCAGUUCUACCGGUCCUACCUGCGGCGCAUCCCGGGGACGGACCACAUCCGGCCGGACUUCUUCCGCCGGCGCAGCCUGUUCGGGCGGGUCACGAGCGUCGGCGACGGCGACAACUUCCACAUGUUCCACACGCCCGGCGGGCGCUGGGCGGGCUGGGGGUGGGCGAGGAGCGUGCCCAAGGAGAGGAAGGAGCUCAAGGGGCGGACGCUCACCGAGCCCUUCUUUUCGUUAUUUAUUUUUGCUGACAAUGAUGUUCCCUUACCUCCCCACCAGAUCCCCGUCCGGAUAGCCGGCAUCGACGCGCCCGAGGGCGCGCACUUUGGGCGGCCGGCGCAGCCCUUCGCGGCCGAGGCCCUGGCCUUCCUCUCCUCGUACCUACUGCACCGGCCCGUGCGCGCCCGCAUCUACAAGCGGGACCAGUACGACCGCGUCGUGGCGACGGUCUGGGUGCGGCGCUGGCUGCUCUUCCGGCGCGACGUCGGGCUCGAGAUGCUGCGGCGCGGGCUGGCGACCACGUACGAGGCCAAGUCGGGCGCCGAGUUCGGCGGCCUCGAGGACCAGUACCGGGCCGCCGAGGCGAAGGCCAAGGCGAGGCGGAGGGGGAUGUGGGGCGGCAAGGGCGUGUUCGAGAGCCCGAGGGAGUACAAGAGGAAGAUUGCCGAGGGGGAGGGGAGGAAGUUUUGA